This is a messenger RNA of Marchantia polymorpha subsp. ruderalis, 1760 nucleotides long. NCBI's taxonomy places the organism in Eukaryota, Viridiplantae, Streptophyta, Marchantiopsida, Marchantiales, Marchantiaceae. The record is from the annotation of a GenBank genome assembly.
GAGCUUCCGUUCAGCUUAAAUCUCGAUAAGAGAAGCCUGCGAGAAGAAGGCGAGGAGAGAACCGGGACGGGAGGAGCGGAGAGGCGAGGAGAGGCGAGUGAGGACGGACGGACGAGAGAGAGAGAGAGAGAGAGAGAGAGAGAGAGAGAGAGAGAGAGAGAGAAAGUACAGAUGAGGAUCCGUAAGCGGAGGGCGCAGGAAGUCGAUCGCCUUCCCACUGAACCCUCGGGCUCUUCAGCAGCAGCGCUGCACCGAGCGGAUCAUAAUGACAGGGUGGAAAUUGGGUCGGAGAGAUUUGAGCUUGUGACUAGGAGUGGGGGUGAGGCAGCGGCGCUCUCACUCGUUCUUCUAGCUGCUGAAGGUGUGCCACAUAUUGCGCAGGAGUACAAAACCCGACAGAAUUUCUUUCGCCGGGACAGUGGAGUUCGUUCUAGAUAUCAAACUCAAUCCGCUGACUCCCUGUCAAGGAAAGAGAAGGCGGACAGGUCGUCGAACAACAACGCCAAGGCCGCAUCAGGACAAUUCACCACAGAAGGAAGCAGGAAGUCACCACAAGUACAUUUUAAACGUGUCCCAAGCAAGAUGCACGAGACGGGCUCCCACAUCACUUCAAGUUCGGAUGGGGAUUUACCAACAGAAAAAAUUGGGGGAGAUGAGGAAAAAUUGGCCAGGACUGAUUCCGAUUUCGAAGACGGUUCCAGUCAUCCAAGUAACCAGCCUGAAGGGUCUCUCACUCACUCACUUUGUUGUAUCUUCGCCGAGCUUCCAGGAAAUGUGGGUCUGAGUGCUCGGGAAGCUCUUUCAAAAAUUCAAGAGAGAGGUCUUCCAGGUUUGAUUGAAGGAGAGGGAGUGCCCAGUGUACAAGUGGCCAAGAUUAUGCGAAGUAACCCAUGCUUUGUACCCGUGAGGGGUGGAAAGUAUCUAUUCUCAAGAUUUCCGGAGAGGGUCGAUUCUGAGAGAAAUGAACGGGCCCCCAAUGCAUGUCCCAAGGACGAGAGUCAUAAAACGAGAGGAGCGAAAUCACAGUCUGAAAGCGGCAAUGGUAGAAUUUCUUCCUCCUCGAAGGACGUGCCGCCCACCAUCACUGAGAAAGAAGUUACCGGAAUCUCGGGGCCCUCCCAAAUCGACGUCGUCGGCACAAGAUGUACCCGAGUCGACGGUCGGAGCUGGCAGUGUCGCCGAACGAGCAUGCCCGGAUUCUCUCUUUGCGAACACCAUCAUCUGCAGCUCAGCAGUCAGUCUCGCAGGCAGAGGAACUUCCAGCGAGCUUUCAAUCAGUCGUCGAGGAAGCGGCUGCGCAAAGGAGAGAAGAGAGGCGAUGCCAAGGGAGAGGCACAGGACGGAAACAGGACGGCGAAUGCUGAAUCGGGCCGUCGGAAAGUGGUAAAAGCCCGGUCCUUAGAAGCGAUAGUCCGAGGCACAGUGGAUGUUGGAUCGGUUAACAGCAGCCCCUCAAUCAGAUAACAGAGGUUAUGGCCUUAUUUCAUGGAUACCGCCAAUUCGGGAGUGAACCGUGCCGAAAUAUCUCACAUUUCCUAAUAAUGGAUGACGCUGAGAAUCCUGAAUACAGGUACAACUCCAUUCUGCGGAAGUAGUGAGUAGGGCAUGUUAAUCACCAUGUUAGUGAUGUCGAUUAUUUUUGAGAAUGUAGAAAGUGUUAAUCAAAGGCUCUGCGUCCACAUGUUCUAAAUCAUAUCAUGGGUUUGAAAUGUCAAAACACUACUCUCUUCACGGAGUGUGGGAUCUUUCUCUAGAUUGUC